Diaporthe citri is the source of this 762-nucleotide messenger RNA. RefSeq lists its product as uncharacterized. Bases 1 to 762 code for a protein of 253 amino acids. Gene Ontology annotation, molecular function: DNA-binding transcription factor activity, RNA polymerase II-specific; zinc ion binding; RNA polymerase II cis-regulatory region sequence-specific DNA binding. Gene Ontology annotation, biological process: positive regulation of transcription from RNA polymerase II promoter by galactose; DNA-templated transcription. Gene Ontology annotation, cellular component: nucleus. The record is from RefSeq and is a predicted model, not a curated record. NCBI's taxonomy places the organism in Eukaryota, Fungi, Ascomycota, Sordariomycetes, Diaporthales, Diaporthaceae. The transcript has 2 exons.
AUGGAAAGAGCAUGGGCUGUCCACUUGCCCGAAGUCAAGCUCCAAGAUGCCAUUCAUCGCCUCGAACCAGGAAGCGGGGACCUGCCCAACAACCAGAGUCCUGUUGCACUUCCAGAGGCACCAGAAUUAUCAUAUAGGCCGGUGGGACACGAGCAGCCUACCGACUCCAGUCCCGCUGAAUUCAGCAACGCGGACGACUACGAGUUUGAUGAAUCGCAGGAUUUUGACAAUUCCACUGACGGCAUGGGAUCUCUUGUUAUGGAACCUGGCAAGGUCGGCUAUACAGGCCCUCAAUCUGGUGUUGCAGCUUUGAAAUUCCUACAAACCCUCCAUCUCUAUAUUCCCAUUCAUGGUAGAAAGCCUUAUCCACUGGACGAGCCGGAUUCGCGCAGCAUACCAGAGGCAUCGUCCGCCGACAUUGCGCGCUACAUAAACGAUUACUUUGCCAUUUAUCACACAGAUUAUCCUCUUCUCCACGAGGGGACCUUUCGCGCCCGUGUUUCAGGUGCACUAGCCAAACCACGAGAUGGUUCAUGGCCGCUCUUGUAUAACAUCAUCAUAGCCAUUGGAGCCUUUGUUGGCGGAACCGAUGCAUCGGAUAAUGACGUCCCGUUUUACAAGACUGCCCGCCAAAACUUGACCAUGGAUAUCUUGGAAAUAGGGUCCCUGGGUUAUGUUCAAGGUCUCGUGCUCAUGGCAAAUUACCUACAAAAGCGCAAUAAGCCAAAUUCUGGGUUUACCAAGUGCCUUCCCAAGGUCUGA